GCUGACAGUUGAAGCAAAGGACUCUGGGACGACUCAAAGGACAACUAAAACAGAUGUCAUCAUUACAAUACUGGACACGCAUAACAGCCAGCCAGAAAUCUUACUGAACGUCUUCGGUCUUGGUGGAGUAGCGAAAGUGUCCGAGUUGGCAGAGCUGGGUCGAGUGGUUGCUCACGUGGCUGUAUCGGAUCCUGAUUCCAGCCAUAGUCCAAACGGUCAGAUCUUGUGUUUUCUGAACAGCACCAGUUAUUUCCAGCUGCAAGCCAUGGACGUGAAGCAGUUCAAGGUCAUACUGACCAAACGUCUGGACAGAGAACAGCAGACAUAUCACAGCGUCACAGUGAUAUGUGACGACUCCGGUUCACCGCCACUCAACGAUGAAAACGACAACGCGCCCAUUUUUGACUCGUUCUACUACUCGGCUGACGUCGUGGAGGGACCGAGCAUGGACAGAGAUGGCGACAGAGAUAUUGCUCUGACUGUUCAGGCAACCGAUAAAGACAUGGGUAAAAACUCUCAAAUCACCUACAGUUUUGCAGAUGGUUCUGAUCCUGAUUUUGGCAUAUACGCAGACGGAUCAAUAGUUGUUACCAAUCCUGCAGGAGUCGACCGCGAGGACAGGGUCAAGGGGUCAGUGAGAAGACUGACAGUACAAGCCAUCGACAACGGUAAAGUACCACUGACCGGCACGACGACUGUGGUCAUCACAAUCAGAGACAUCAACGAUAACCCACCCAAGUUUUCAGAGCCUAUGUAUUUCUUUAGUGUCCACGAGAACGCAGCUGUUGAUUACAUUGUCAACAAUGUUUCAGCCAGCGAUGUGGAUCUUGAAAGCAAUGCCAUAUUUUACUUCGAGAUGCACAAGAGGGAUGUGAACACGGUUCCUUUUCAAAUCACACGAGGUGGAGUAAUUAAAGUCAGCGGAAGCGUGGACAGGGAAGCCAAAGCAAGUUAUGAGUUUCGGGUUAUAGCCAUCGAUCUGGGAGAACCGGCUCGUAUGUCAUCAACUGUAACGGUUCAUAUCAGAGCAACAGAUGUUAAUGAUAACUCCCCUGAGUUCGUGUUUCCGAGUGAUGAUAACUAUACCCUUUAUGUUCCUCAUACACUCGGCGAGAACACGGCGUUUGCCAGCGUCGUGGCUAUUGACCGAGACGAAGGUCGAAACAGUGAACUCGUCUAUGCGAGAGACAGUGGAAACGGUUCUAAAUUCUUUGAUAUCGAAACUAGCUCGGGUCAAGUAGUUCUGAUCAGACCAUUAACAAUUAAAGACAUUGGUCUGCAUAUUAUUGUAGUUGUUGCUCACGAUCGUGGUGUUGAAGUCCAGCUGACUACCCAGUCGGUCAUGCAUAUUAAAGUAUACGAAGGCAACGCAACGCUUCCAUUUACCAAUGAUGGUCUUGGCUUCAGAAACAUUGUAGUGGUGGUUGUUCUUGUGGUUGUGACCGUUGUCUUAGCUCUGGCAAUUCUUCUAACCAUCCUUUUAAUUCGCCGGGUAGAUAAGCAGAGACGGUUGUACCACGCUAAAUCUGUAGAAGUCAAAACGGAGCCGAACUUCAGAAAUUUACACCCGUGCUCUAUAGCUGAACUCGAAUCGCCUUCUCAUCUUUCUGACAUGCAGGACGAUAGUAAGGAUGGAGGGAAGAAGAAGAAAGAAGUGAGCUUUUCUCUGGAUGAAGACAACAACGUCAACGGCCCACAAAUCAUGACCACGUUUAGUCCUAUUGCCUCUGACAAAUACGACGCCAUCUCUGAGAAAGACAGAGGGAAGAUCAAGAAUGACCAGCUGACCAGUAAUCACUACCAGGCUGACCGACAUGUCAAGAUAUCAGGCGGGAAGAAGGACAUUGCCAACUUUAGUUACCACCUUGUCCAUCCAGUGGGAAGCAGCGAUCACAAGGACAAACAUACUCUAGAUCCCACACAUCAGCAUGACGACAACAACAGUGACGUCAGCGGGGACAGUACCAGCGACAGCGGCAGAGGAGGGAGUGAUGUUGAGUUCCAGAAUCAUGGCGUCCUGUCCAAAGAGUCAG
This is a messenger RNA of Candidula unifasciata, 2033 nucleotides long. The record is from the annotation of a GenBank genome assembly. Lineage: Eukaryota; Metazoa; Mollusca; Gastropoda; Stylommatophora; Geomitridae.